Molecule: messenger RNA, 6690 nt
Organism: Habropoda laboriosa
Lineage: Eukaryota; Metazoa; Arthropoda; Insecta; Hymenoptera; Apidae
Gene: ck
Product: myosin-VIIa
Exons: 21
Coding region: 154-6654 (2166 amino acids)
Cellular component (GO): myosin complex; cytoskeleton
Molecular function (GO): cytoskeletal motor activity; protein binding; ATP binding
Source: RefSeq, a predicted model, not a curated record
UAAGGUGUGCAUCGGCGGCGUACGACGUGACGUGAUGAAGAGAAGAUAAAAGAAAAAUCAAGGAAGAUUCGGCGAUCUUUAAAGCGAACGAUAGAGGGCCGUGGAAAAAAGGAUCGGAUCGCUGGCGGAGUGCCGACAACCACGACUUGAGAGAUGGUCAUCGUCACGCGGGGAGAUUACAUAUGGAUCGAACCAAUCUCAGGGAGAGAAUUUGACGUUGCGAUCGGAGCACGAGUGAUUUCCGCGGAAGGCAGACGCAUCCAAGUGAAAGACGACGAUAACAAGGAACAAUGGCUGACUCCGGAGAGGCGAAUAAAGGCGAUGCAUGCCACUUCUGUGCAAGGUGUAGAAGAUAUGAUCAGCUUAGGAGACCUCCAUGAAGCCGGCAUUCUCAGGAAUCUCUUGAUCCGCUACAACGAGAAUCUCAUAUACACCUACACGGGUUCCAUUCUAGUCGCCGUCAAUCCAUAUCAGAUACUGCCUAUUUAUACCGCGGAGCAAAUCAAACUGUACAAGGAUCGGAAAAUCGGGGAGCUGCCGCCGCACAUAUUCGCCAUCGGGGACAACAGUUACGCGCACAUGAGUCGAUAUGGUCAAGAUCAAUGCAUCGUCAUCAGCGGCGAAAGCGGAGCCGGCAAAACGGAAAGUACCAAACUAAUUUUGCAAUAUUUGGCAGCGAUCAGCGGCAAACAUUCUUGGAUCGAACAACAAAUUUUGGAAGCGAAUCCAAUCUUGGAGGCGUUCGGCAAUGCCAAGACCGUACGAAAUGACAAUUCGUCUCGCUUCGGGAAGUACAUCGACAUUCACUUCAACGAACAAGGGGUGAUAGAAGGGGCGAAAAUUGAGCAAUAUUUGUUGGAAAAAUCACGAAUAGUCUCGCAAAGUUUAGACGAGAGAAACUACCAUAUAUUUUAUUGCAUGCUGGCCGGUCUUUCGAGAGAGGAGAAGCUGAAGCUGGAACUGGAAGACGCAUCUUCGUACAAAUAUUUAACAGGGGGUGGUAGCAUCACCUGCGAAGGACGAGACGACGCCGCAGAGUUUGCCGACAUCAGAUCGGCGAUGAAGGUUUUGUUGUUUUCCGACGCGGAGAUAUGGGAGAUCCUCAAGCUGCUCGCUGCUCUGUUGCACAUGGGAAACGUUAAGUACAGGGCCACUGUCGUAGAUAAUUUGGACGCUACCGAAAUACCGGAGCAGACAAACGUGCAGAGGGUAGCGCAUUUAUUGGGCGUACCUGUUCAGUCUUUGAUAGACGCUCUCACCCGCAAAACGAUAUUCGCUCACGGUGAGACAGUUGUUUCCACGUUGUCCAGGGAGCAAUCGGUGGACAUCAGGGACGCGUUCGUCAAAGGAAUAUACGGACGGCUGUUCGUCCACAUCGUGAAGAAGAUCAACGAGGCGAUUUACAGGCCAAAGAACACGUCCAGAAGCGCCAUAGGCGUGUUGGAUAUAUUCGGCUUUGAAAAUUUCAGUCACAACAGCUUCGAACAAUUCUGCAUUAAUUAUGCGAACGAGAAUCUUCAGCAAUUUUUCGUCCAACAUAUUUUCAAGCUUGAACAGGAGGAGUACAAUCACGAGGGUAUCAAUUGGCAGCACAUCGAGUUCGUUGAUAAUCAGGACGCGCUGGACUUGAUAGCUAUCAAACAGUUGAACAUCAUGGCGUUGAUCGACGAGGAAUCCAAGUUUCCAAAAGGCACCGAUCAAACGAUGCUGGCCAAGAUUCACAAGACGCACGGCAGCCAUAGGAAUUACUUGAAACCAAAGUCCGAUAUCAACACGUCUUUCGGAUUGAAUCACUUUGCCGGGGUGGUGUUCUACGACACCAGAAGUUUCCUCGAAAAGAACAGGGACACGUUCAGCGCCGACCUCUUGCAGCUGAUUCAUAUAUCGUCCAACAAAUUUCUGCAAGCCUGUUUCGCCGAGGAUAUCGGCAUGGGAUCGGAGACCAGGAAGAGAGCGCCCACGCUGUCCACGCAAUUCAAAAAGUCUUUGGACUGCCUGAUGAGAACGUUGUGCAGUUGCCAGCCUUUCUUCAUCAGGUGUAUCAAACCGAACGAGCACAAGAAACCGAUGAUGUUCGACAGAGGGCUUUGUUGCCGGCAAUUGAGAUAUUCCGGCAUGAUGGAGACGAUUCGAAUCCGUAGAGCCGGUUAUCCGAUCAGGCAUUCCUUCCCGGAGUUCGUCGAGAGAUAUCGGUUCCUCAUUCCCGGUAUACCUCCAGCGCACAAAGUGGACUGCCGCGCGGUCACAUCGAAAAUUUGUCACAUAGUGUUGGGAAGAUCCGAUUACCAGCUCGGGCAUACCAAGGUCUUCCUGAAAGACGCUCACGACUUAUUCCUGGAGCAGGAGCGCGAUCGCGUUUUGACGCGAAAGAUUCUGAUACUGCAACGGAACAUACGCGGUUGGGUGUAUAGAAGGAGGUUCCUUCGUAUGAGGGCGGCCGCGACGGUCGUGCAAAAGUAUUGGCGGGGUUACGCGCAACGGCAAAGGUACAAACGCAUGCGUAUCGGUUACAUGCGACUUCAAGCGCUGAUCAGAUCGCGCGUGCUGUCGCACAGAUUCAGGCAUCUCAGGGGACAUAUCGUCGCUCUUCAGGCACGGGCCAGAGGUUAUUUGGUGCGUAAGAUGUACCAGAAGAAAUUAUGGGCGAUCGUGAAGAUACAGGCCCACGUUCGAAGAUUGAUCGCGCAGAGGCGUUACAAGAAAACCAAGUACGAGUAUCGGUUGCACGUAGAGGCGUUGAGACUUCGAAAGAAGGAGGAGCGGGAGCUGAAGGAUCAGGGGAACAAACGGGCGAAAGAGAUCGCCGAGCAGAAUUAUAGGGAACGAAUGCAGGAGUUGGAGAGGAAAGAGAUCGAGAUGGAGAUGGAAGAUCGGCGUAGAAUGGAGAUCAAGAAGAAUUUAAUAAACGACGCGGCGAAGAAGCAGGACGAACCGGUGGACGACAGCAAAUUGGUCGAGGCGAUGUUCGAUUUCCUGCCGGAUUCGAGCAGCGAGGCUCCCACCCCUGCCAGGGAGACCUCCGUGUUCAACGAUCUACCCGCCCCGAAGGCGGAUCAACAGGAAAUCAUCAGCCCUGUUCAAACCGCGUCCGAGGACGAGGAGGAUUUAUCCGAGUUCAAGUUCCAAAAGUUCGCGGCGACCUAUUUCCAGGGAAAUAUCACGCAUCAGUAUUCUAGGAAGCCGCUGAAGCACCCGUUGCUGCCUUUGCACACCCAAGGGGAUCAGCUGGCCGCGCAAGCCCUGUGGAUCACGAUACUUCGUUUCACGGGGGAUCUACCCGAGCCUAGGUUCCACACGAUGGAUCGAGACACGACCUCGGUCAUGUCGAAGGUGACGGCGACUCUCGGCCGUAACUUCAUCAGGAGUAAAGAGUUUCAGGAGGCGCAGAUGAUGGGCAUGGAUCCGGAAACGUUUCUCAGGCAGAAACCACGAUCGAUCAGGCACAAGUUGGUCUCGUUAACGUUGAAACGGAAGAACAAACUGGGCGAGGACGUGAGGCGGAAGUUGCAAGAGGACGAAUACACGGCGGACAGCUAUCAAUCCUGGCUGGAAGCGAGACCCACCUCGAAUCUCGAGAAGCUGCACUUUAUCAUCGGCCACGGAAUAUUACGCGCGGAGCUCAGGGACGAGAUCUACUGCCAGAUAUGCAAGCAACUGACGAACAAUCCUUCCAAGUCCUCUCACGCUCGCGGCUGGAUUCUACUCUCGCUCUGCGUUGGCUGCUUCGCCCCCUCCGAGAAGUUCGUGAAUUAUUUGCGCGCGUUCAUCAGAGAAGGACCACCUGGAUACGCACCGUACUGCGAGGACAGGCUGAAGAGAACGUUCAACAACGGUACGAGGAACCAACCGCCAAGCUGGCUCGAGCUGCAAGCCACCAAAUCGAAAAAACCGAUCAUGCUACCCAUCACGUUCAUGGACGGAAACACCAAGACGUUGCUCGCCGAUUCCGCGACUACAGCCAGGGAAUUGUGCAACCAGCUGUCCGAUAAAAUAUCUCUGCGCGAUCAGUUCGGGUUCUCCCUUUACAUCGCGUUGUUCGAUAAAGUCUCGUCGCUCGGUAGCGGCGGAGAUCACGUGAUGGACGCAAUCUCUCAAUGCGAGCAAUACGCGAAGGAACAAGGUGCUCAGGAACGAAACGCACCGUGGCGGUUGUUCUUUAGGAAGGAGAUAUUCGCGCCGUGGCACGAACCUACCGAGGACCAGGUUGCCACCAAUUUAAUUUACCAACAGGUGGUCAGAGGGGUGAAAUUCGGUGAAUAUCGUUGCGACAAGGAGGAAGAUCUGGCGAUGAUCGCCGCGCAACAGUACUACAUCGAGUAUCACGCAGAUAUGAACGUCGACAGACUAUACACGCUUCUGCCCAAUUACAUUCCAGACUACUGUCUGACGGGUAUCGACAAGGCGAUCGACAGAUGGGGACAUCUCGUCCUGCAAGCGUACAAAAAGAGCUAUUACUUGAAAGAAAAGGUACCCGCAUUACGGGUUAAGGAGGACAUCGUCGGUUACGCCAAGUUCAAGUGGCCCUUGCUCUUUUCUCGCUUCUACGAAGCGUACAGAAACUCCGGCCCGAAUCUCCCGAAGAACGACGUUAUCAUAGCGGUGAACUGGACCGGAGUGUACGUCGUGGACGAUCAAGAACAAGUACUCCUCGAGUUGUCGUUUCCCGAAAUCACCACCGUAUCUAGUCAAAAAACGAACAAGAUGUUCACGCAAACGUUCAACUUGUCGACGGUGCGAGGCGAAGAAUUCACGUUCCAGAGUCCCAACGCCGAAGACAUUCGCGAUCUGGUGGUAUACUUUCUAGAAGGAUUGAAGAAGCGUAGCAAAUACGUAAUCGCUUUGCAAGAUUACAAAGCUCCAGGCGAAGGUUCGUCCUUCUUGAGCUUUCAAAAAGGCGAUCUUAUCAUUCUGGAGGACGAGAGCACCGGCGAGACGGUCCUUAAUUCGGGAUGGUGCAUCGGCACUUGCGAGAGAACCACCGAAAAAGGAGACUUUCCAGCCGAGACAGUAUACGUUCUGCCUUCCUUGACGAAACCACCGAACGAUAUCUUGUCCUUGUUCAGCAUCGAAGGAACAGAGAACGGCCGCAAACUGUAUCCGCAGCAAGUGAACGGAGUAGAACCUCGCGACAAACCUCACACCCUUCUAGAAUACGCUAUCGAUCAUUUCAGAACACCUCCAAAGAGGACGAUGUCGAAAGCGUUGACUCUAACGGCCGCGCGACGCGGCCACACCGACGAGUUGUGGCACCAUUCCAGGGAUCCGAUAAAGCAGCCUCUCUUGAAAAAAUUGAUAUCCAAAGAGGAAUUAGCCGAGGAAGCGUGUUUCGCUUUUAACGCGAUCUUGAAGUAUAUGGGAGAUUUGCCAACGAAAAGACCACGUAUCGGCAACGAGUAUACCGAUCUGAUUUUCGACGGACCGCUCAAGAACGAAAUUCUUCGGGACGAGAUUUACUGUCAAAUUAUGAAACAGCUGACCGAUAAUCGAAACAGAGUCAGCGAAGAACGCGGUUGGGAACUGAUGUGGCUCGCUACUGGCCUCUUCACUUGUAGCCAAAGCCUUCUUAAGGAAUUGACUCUCUUUUUGCGUACCAGACGGCAUCCCAUAUCACAGGACUCCUUACAAAGGCUACAGAAAACCUUGCGUAACGGUCAACGAAAGUAUCCUCCGCAUCAGGUAGAGGUAGAGGCUAUACAGCACAAAACGACGCAAAUAUUUCACAAAGUCUAUUUCCCCGACGAUACGGACGAAGCAUUCGAAGUUGAUUCGUCGACGAGAGCAAAAGACUUUUGUCAAAAUAUCGCGCAAAGGCUGAACUUACGAUCCGCGGAAGGAUUCAGUUUAUUCGUAAAGAUCGCCGACAAGGUUAUCUCAGUUCCCGAAGGCGAUUUCUUCUUCGACUUUGUACGUCAUUUGACGGAUUGGAUCAGAAAAGCUCGGCCGUCCCGCGAUGGUGUAUCGCCCCAAUUUACGUAUCAAGUCUUCUUCAUGAAAAAACUAUGGACCAACACCGUUCCCGGUAAAGAUAGAAACGCAGACCUAAUUUUCCACUUCCAUCAAGAGCUUCCUAAAUUGUUAAGAGGAUAUCAUAAAUGUACCAAGGAAGAAGCGUCGAGAUUAGCAGCAUUAGUGUAUAGAGUUCGUUUUGGCGAGAGUAAACAGGAACUUCAAGCGAUUCCGCAAAUGUUAAGGGAACUCAUACCUGGUGAUUUAGUAAAGGUACAAAGUUCCAACGAUUGGAAGAGAUCGAUAAUAGCAGCGUACAAUCAAGAUGCUGGGAUGAGUCCGGAAGAUGCGAAGAUAACGUUUUUGAAGAUCGUUUAUCGAUGGCCGACAUUUGGUUCAGCGUUUUUCGAAGUCAAACAAAGCACAGAACCAAAUUAUCCAGAAUUGUUAUUAAUCGCGAUAAAUAAGCACGGUGUGAGUCUUAUACACCCACAAACGAAAGAUAUACUAGUAACGCAUCCUUUUACAAGAAUCUCAAAUUGGUCGUCCGGUAAUACAUACUUUCAUAUGACGAUUGGAAAUUUAGUGCGAGGUUCAAAACUAUUGUGCGAAACUUCGCUCGGAUAUAAAAUGGACGAUCUUUUAACCUCUUACAUUUCGUUAAUGCUCACAAAUAUGAAUAAACAACGUACGAUACGGAUCAAAUAAAAUCACGUUCUUCGUGAAAACUAAACAUGUGCAAGA